AUGAGACUUAUAUGUUUUCUGGUAUUAAUCAUAAAGAUAGGGAAUAAAUUUACAACCACUGAGAUGAAUCCUAAAAAUCAAUUUGAAAGAAAAAUUAUAUAAUUGGAAGAUGAUAGUUAUCAGACUAACAGUUGCUUGAGUUAUGGAGUAUGGUAAAAAUUCAAUCCACUAAGCGCAAUAUCUUAAGUGGGAUUAUUAGGAAUUUUUGAUAGUCAUUGCUUUCAUUUACAUAAUGCAAUAGAUUUUGAAUAACAGAAUUUAAAUAUACUAUAUUUUGAUUGUCUUAACUAUGAAUCAAAGAAGAUAAUAAAAACAGUUUAAUUUAUCAAUAAUUAGAACUAAUAUACAAGGUUUGAUUUGGUUAUUAAUUCAUUUGACUAUGAAAACACUUGGUAUUUCCUUCAAGUUGCCAUAUGGCCAAAAUUGGAUAGGGUUUAGUUGAUUGUGACAAAGAAAUAGGAGGUACUAUUACAAACCACAUAAGAAAUUAAAAAAAUAUUAAAGGAUGUAAAUUUAAUUUUAACAUUUGGAGGUAAUUUAUUGGUAAAUGAUUCUAAAAUAAAUGAAUUAUAAUACAAUCAGUAGUUUUCAUAUUUUCCAGGCCCAAUAUGGUUAUAAGAAGUUUCAAUUUAAAUCCUAAAUUUUGAUUUUAAUUUCGUUGAUGUAGUAAAAGAAACAUAUCAAGCAGUUUUUGAAACUUGUGUGUGUAAUCCUAAUGAAAUAUAUAAAAUGAAAGACUAGGACUUUGUAAAUUAAUAAUAACAGGAAUUUAUAUCAGAAAAUUCCAAUUGUGAUUCCUUCAUUUUAAGAGGAUGGGUUAGAAUAAAAGAAAAUAAGAAUCAAUAUGAAACAUUUAGUUAUUAGUUAAUAAAGGUUUCCGCAAUUUAAUCAAAUCCUAAAUUAUAGAAUUACAACUUAUAUCCUUUUUAGUUAUUUUAUCAUUUCUUUCAGCAAUCUAAUGAGAUGGAAAUAACAACAUAUAAUUAUACUUUUCCUGAUGUUUCACUUGAUUUUUCAGAUAACCCGUUUUUAUUGAAGAAAAAAUUUUUAAUCUUAGGUUAAGUAACUCUUUGGCAUUUUAUCAAAGUGGAAUUAUUAAAGUCAAAAUUAAUAGUUAAAAUAACAUUCUAUGGCGAAGAGGAAAUUAAUAAAUAUAAUCUUGAAUAUGAAGUUAAUUAAUUUCAUAAUUGUCAGUUUUAAGUAUAAUUUGGAGAUAGCCAAAUUGUAUCCUCUAAUGGUUUCAUUUUUUAAGUUAGAAAUUUCGAGUUUUUUAAUUGCUAUUAGGAACUAGCAUACUUAAGUUGUCAUUUUAGCUGCUAAGAUUGUAAUGGUCCAACAAAUCAGGAUUGUUUGUCAUGCUCAUAAGAAUCAAAGAGAAUAUAUCUUCCAGAAUAUAAGGUCUGUAUAUGUCCAUAUUUUACAAUCGAUAAUGAAAAUUAAUGCCAAGACUAUAAAGACUCUAAUCUCAAAUUGACAAAGGAUGAAACCAUAUUUUAAAGUAAAAAUUGUGAAUACGGAUAUUUUGAGUUUGAUGGAGUUUGUUUAUAAUGGUAAGUUAUCAUCAAAUAUUUAGUCCUUCAAUAAUAAAGGAAGGCUUGAUUACUUGUUAUGAAUGUUUAAUUAAUCCAUAGAACUGGUACCAAAAUCCUACUUGCGUUUCAUCACUAGUUUUAGAGAUGAAUACCAGUUUUAUGGAUGCUUUGAAACUUUCAGGGAAAUUUCAGUUUUAUUUUGAUGGCAAUUAACUAAAUGUUAUUCAUUAAACUCAGUUUUAAUAGUUUAUUCUAGAUCUUAAUCUAUCUGAUCCAGAAGGUAUCUUGAAAGAAUUUUCACUAGCAUAAAUGUAUUUUAAUCAUUUUUGUUAAAAAAGUAACAUUUAUCAAACAAAUGAAUUGUAUUGUUACUAAUGCCUUAGCUAAUACUGUUUAAUUUGUUAAAUUUUAGUCAACUCCAUAAAAUGUGUAAAGUGUGAUGAAACGUCUAAAUUAAUAGAUGGUAAUUGUAUCAGGGAAGAUAAAGAAGUAUUUUAAAACAAUGAGCUAAUCUGUUUACCACCAUUUUAUGCAUCAUUUGAGAAAAAAUGCAAAUUAUGUGAAAUAAAAAAUUGCCUCUAUUGUUUUGAGUACUCUGCUUAGGAUUAGAAUUUUUGUUCAUUAUUGAACUAUUCUCAAAAUCAAUUAUACUUCAUAUAAGAUGUCAAAAUUGGAUGUGCACUGUGUAAAUAAGACUAUAUAUUUGAUUUUUCCUUAGGUUUUUGUCUACUCUAAAAACCUUAAAUAGAAAAUUGUUUAAGUUCUUUUAUUAAUAUAAACAGUAAGGAGCUGUGCAUUCUUUCGAGAAAUGAUGACUUUUCGAUAGCACCUCAAAUUUCCAAUUGCUAGACUUAAUUUCGAAUUGUUAACAAUGUACUAUUAUGAUUAACAGAGAUAUAGAAAUUAGAUGUGUCACUUGCUAAAGCAAUUGCAUCUUGGAAAAUAAUAAUUGCUAUUAAAAUGAUGAAUUUGAUAUCAACACUUAAUUACUUCAAAAUUAGGUCAAUUAAAUUUAAAGCUUUAUACUUUAAUUUGUACCCUAACUUUAAUCAAGUGUUUACAAUGAAUUUUUGGAUCCAUAAACAAUAUUGUAGGAUUCAUGUGAUCCUGAAUGUGGACAGUGUGUUACUCAAAGCUACUUUUCAAAUUGCCUUGAAUGCCCCUUAGACUAUUUUAAAAAACCAGUUAUCAGAGAAUUAAGUGCAAAGUGUUCAUUCUGUCCUCCUUUAUGUUAAGCAUGCAUUGAUCGUUCAGAUUUGGAAAUUCAAGUAUGAAAUAACAAUAAUAAAUAGAAUAUAUCCCCAAAUUUCAAAGUCAAUAAUUAAAACUAACUCUAUUCUAAAAAAUGCAUCUAUCCUCAUAAAGACUCUGCCAUUAUGUAUAAUCCGUAUUCACAUUUGAUUAAGUACUGUUUUAAUAAUAUUUGCCAAAAUAAAUUUGUGUUUGAACUUAAUUAUUACUCUUGCGAUUUUUCAAGAUUUAAUCGAAAUUAUGAGAAUAAGAUUAAUACUUAAUAUAUUAACCAAAUUGGAAUUGAAGAAUUAACUUUUGAAUUUCUCCUUGAUGUUUCUGAAUAGUUUUGUUAUUUAAUUUUUCCACUUAGCUUUAAAACUGAAUUAAAACAAAAAAUAUUUACAUUGUAAAAGGUUAAUUUUAAUUUAUCAUCUAUACAAUAUUUAGAAAUAAUAAAUUAUUUUAUUAUCGAAUUUAAUGAUUUUGAUUAAAUUGAGAUCAAUAAUUUAGGAUUUGUGAUAGGAAAUGAUUGUUAUUUUCUUUUUAAUAAAUAGUAAGAGUUAAAUUCAUUUAAACCUAAUCAAUUUUACAAUUCUAAAUAGUACAAUAAACAACAUUUAUUCAUUAUUUGCAACUGAACGUUUUGGCGAUAUAACUUUAAGAAAUUUUACCAUUUAGAACACAAUUUUUCUUAAUUCAUCCAUUUUUAAUUUUCAAUAAUAAUUUCCAUUGGGAUCAAUUAAAAUUGUAUCAUUAUUAAUUAAAAAUUGCACUUUUAUAUAAUCUACAUUAUUUAAUUUCUCCUAAAUACAUUCCUUUCUAUCAAUUAAUUAAUUGAUGAUCUUUUAAUCCUAUUUCAGAAACUCAUCAAUAAUUAGCAUUUUAAACAAUUAACCUUAAUAAGGUAUUCUAAUUGGAGAUGACCUUAAAAUAAGAAACACCAGUUUGGUUAACUCCAAUCUUAUAAACAGUACUGGCUAGAUAAGGACAAGUCUUAAUAAUCUUGAUAUAUGUAACAAUCUUUUAGAAAGUUCAACGAUUAUUUCCAUUAGUUCUGAAAUUUCACUUAGCUUAAUAAUAAUUUCAGAAACCUUAUUUGUUUUUUCUUAAUUCCUAUCCAUUAAAUAAAUCCUUUACUCUAACAAUUUUAGAUGCAACAUAACAAAUUUGGAUGCCAUAAAGAAUGAUUUUACCAGCUCGAAUAUCAUUUUCAUAUUUUCGUCACUCUAAACAAAUUCCAUAUAAAUUUAGUUAAUAAAUUUUAACAUCAAAUAAAAUACCAAAUAUUCUAGUAAAGUUGAAAUAAUUCAGUUAUUUUAUAUAAAUAGUUUUGAAAUAUUGAUAGAAAAUUUUGAAAUUGUUGAUAAUCAUAACUUCACAAUAUUCUACUUAUCCGAAAAUAAGAAAAUACUGUUUUCUAAUAUUCUAUUUUAGAAUUCAUUUUAAAAUUAAAAGAUUGGGCUAUCCUAAGACUGUUUGAAAUAAAAAUAAAAGACUAAACUACUUGAUAUUAUGGGGUUUAAUCAUGUUUAUUUAAUAAAUGUCUCGAUCUCAAGAAUUCUCAAUGUUGAUGAAUCAAUAAUAUAGAUUAACCCUAGUCAACAAAGUUUAUCAUUUUUCAAUUCAAUUAUUGAGAUUACAAAUCUGUAAUUUACAGAAAAUACCCUCAUUCAAUCAACUUUUGUUGACCUAAUUUCAUGUUUAAUUAUAGAAACUGAUAACAAGGUUAUCAUAAAUCUACAUAAUAUUUCGUAUGUUGAAAACUUUAUACAUUCUUAUUCAAGUGGUGCAGUAAGCACUAUAGUGUGCUUAAUAUAUAUAUUGUCUUCAUCAAGUGUGGUAGAGAUAAAAAACUUACUUUAUGAAAAUAACGCUUUGACUAACACCUCUAAUUCAUUCAUGAUUAUACGAUCAGAUACUCUAAUGAUGAGCAAUUUCUCAUUAAAUAACCUAAAUUUUUUAUAAUAAGAAUUGUGGAUAAAUUAUUAUGACCUUCAAUUUGAUGGAUAAUUAAAUUAAGAUAGUUUAAAUGACUUUGUUUUUUAAGCAUUACAAAUAAAAAAUAAUGGAGGAGGGGCUGGUCAAUUCUUAGGUUCUAAUAUAACAUGUAUAAAUUGUACAUUUUCAAAUAUCUUGGCGAUGGACAGCUUUAUACUAGACAUCACAACAAAAUCAGAUGGCAACAUAAAUUUUAUGAAUAUAUCAGUAAAUUAAGUAAAUAACAACUUAAAAUAAAUUGAAAAAAGUAUAGGAUGCUUUAAUAUAUAAGCUUAGAAUAGUAAGCUUCAUUUAAGGAUGAUAAAUAUCUCAUUUACAAAUAUAUUUAAUAGGAUGGGAUCAGCAAUUUUUACAAUUUAACCUUCUAAAACUUCGAACUCUAUCUAUUUACUGGAUGUCAGCUUGUUAAAUUGUCUUUCAUUAUUAGAUUAGAUAUUCAAUAUUAAAUUUUCUUCUUCUAUUGCUUUUAAAAAUAAAAUUACAAUUAAAAACUUGAGAAUCAUUUAAAAUCAUGAUGCAUGGAUCCUUUAUUUCUCAAGGAUUGGGAAUUUAACCAUCUAAGAAGUAACAGAUAUUAGUAAUAGCAAAAAUUCUCUUAUGUUUUUGUAAAGUUGUAUCGUAAAUGUAGAAGGAUUCACAAUAGAAGGAAUAGUUAUUAAUUCUAUAUUUUAAUUUGAGAAUAUACCUAAAUUAUAACUAAAUAAUGUGAAGAUAGAAAAUGUGUAAUUAUUCUAUUACUGUAAUUUAGUUUAAAUCACAUUAUAAUUGUAAAUUUAAUCAAUAAUCAAAAUAGGAUAACUCAGCAUCACAAAUAUUUCUAUCUACAAUAACGAUAUAAAUUAUGCAAAAACUUAAUUUUCAAGUAGUUACUAUAUUAGAGGAUGUACAACUUAUUGCUAAGUUUUUGAAUCCUUACAAAAGGAUUAUUUAUUUUUAGGUAUUACUUCCCUCUAAUAAAUCAAUAAUAAAGAGAAUUCUCUGAUUUAUCUUUAGAGCAUUUCAAAUUAGAAUAUCAUAUUUUUUAAAGAUGUAACCUUAAAUUAUAAUAAUUGUCAAUAAUGUUCUAAUGGUAUGGUUUUUAUUGAAACUUAAGAUUUCUAAUCUUUUAAGAUUUAAAAUCUAAAUUGUAAUUAUAACUUAAUCCAAAGAAAUGGAUGCUUAUAUAUCUUAUCAUUAACUUAAACUGUAUCUAAAAUAGAAAUUGAGUCUUCUAAUUUCUUAUUCAAUAAUGGCAGUUAGGGAGUUGCUAUUUAAGCAUUAUAUGUAAGGAUAUCAGUAAAAUUGUGUAAAAUCAUAAAAAAUUAUGCAGAAGAUUUGGGGGGAGGUAUAUAUAUUCAAGCAAAUUAUAUGAGCUUUAUUAUUAAUCGAUCACUUAUUAUAGGUAAUAGUGCUCGUAUUGGAGGUGGUAUUUAUUUAAAAGGUGAUUUAAAUUUAAAUAAGGAUAAUUUUGUAUCAUCAUUCUUAUUAUUUAAUAUUGCUUCAGAAUAUGGUGACAAUAUUGUAGAGACUCCUACUCAUUUGGCUGUUUAUCUGAAUUACUUGCAGAAUCCUUCAAUAACUUGCAUUAUUAAUAAUACCAUUGCAAAUAUAUUGACACUUAGAAAGUAUCGGAUGAUUGAAUAAGGUAACCACAUCUAUACAAAUGAUUUAAUAAUACCUAGUAAUUAGGUGAUUAAAUCUUUAUAAAUUUUUGAUUUUCGCAACUCAAAUUAUCAUACCUUUGUUUAAGAUAUUAGAUUGUUCUAUAAAAACAGUAGAAAUGAGAUUCUAUUUGAUCAAUUGAAUUCUACCUGUAAAGUUACAAAUAAAAUUAUCACUAGAUCCUUUUAAGAAUUAUAUAGAUCAGGAGAUGUUUAAAAAUUAUUUUAUGAAAAGGAUAAGAAUUCUUUUGAUUUUGGAUCGUUAUCCUUUAGUCUAGAUCCUUAUGAAUAAACGUAUGACCAUUUAUAGAUUGAAAUUAACUGUUAAAUAGAAGAAUCCAGAACUGAUUUACUAUAUAUAAUAAAAGCAAAAAGCCUUAAAUGCUAACUGGGGGAAUAUUAUAUCAAUGGUGGAUGUUAAAUAUGUGACUCUAAAUUGGGAUAUUAUUCAGUGAAAUACAAUGCUACAAAAUGUUCGAUUUUUGAUAAAGAAAAAUAUUCAGAUAUCACCUCAAACAUGAUAAAAAUGCAACCAGGAUUUUGGAGACCCAAUAAUUUAUCAGAUUACGUGGAGCCUUGUUUUAAGAAUCCACAAUUUUGCAAUGGAGGUUGGUAGGUUGGUGAUUAUACAUGUAGAGAAGGGCAUAUUGGGGCAUUGUGUGAAGAAUGCGAUAUUUAUAAUAUUCGGGGAUUUGGCAAGUAUUUUAAAAAUUAAUGGAACUUAAGAUGUCUAAAAUGUUAAUUUGAGAUUGGCUCCAUAAUCUCAAUUAUUAUUGUUGGAAUUUGGUAUUGAAUUUUCUUUAUGCUAGGUCUUUUGCAUCUAUAUUUUUGUCUUUAAAAAGUAUACAUUCCUCUAAUUUAUUAUAUGCAUAAUUAAUGAUAGGUCAAAGGUAUAACAAGUUAUUGUUUAAAUUAAACUAAAGUAAAAAUUGUGUAAUUAAUUAUUAGAUCAUGAAAGUAUUAUGAUAAAAAUGCUGUUAAAUUAUUUAUGGAUAUUUUCUGUGAUAUUUACAUUUAACUUAGACUUUUCUUUCUCUUUUCUUUUUAUUGAACAAACCAGUAAUAGUUCAUAUUUCAUAUCUAAGGAUUUAGAUUGCUAAAUAUCAUCUAUUUAAUGGAUACCAAAUGUAUAUUUGAAAAUAUUGACAAUGAUAAUAUUGAUGGUGAUGCAAUUUAAUAUUACAUUUAUCGGAUCGUACUUUUAUUUAAUAUAUCUUAAACAAAAAUACGAUCUAAGCAUUUUAUCAAACACAGUUUUAUAUUUGUAUGUUUUCAACUUUGCAGGAUUAUUUAAAAUGUAUUAAGAUUAAAAUAAUUAGGUUUUCAACCGUUGUUUCUAGAAGAGAAGUCUCAAAUAUUUUCUAUAUUCAUGGCGAUGUUUCCAGGAUAUAUGGCACUCAAGAUCAUUAAUUAUGGAUGGUAUAUUUUAUAAUUCCAGGGCUGAUUAUUAUUGGUUUUGUAAUCCCAUUAUUGAUUUUUCUACUAUUGGCGAUAAAUAAAAAUAGAUUAGAAAAAAUUAAAAUUAGAAGACAUAUAUCAUAUUUGUUGAAUGAAUACAGGAUAGAAAAAUUUUACUGGGAAUAAAUUAAAUUAUUUAAGAAAGCAAUCUUAAUAUUUAUUCUGACUAACUUUGAAACUGAGGUAGUUUUAAAGGCAUCCCUCUUAGGAUUAAGCCUAUUGAUGUAUUAAAAAUUAGCAACUUUUCAUUAGCCAUUUAUUAAUCAAAAAUUUAAUAAUUUAGACAUAUAAAGUAGUCAAAUUUGUUCAAUUUCAAUAUUAUUAGCAUUGACGAAAUAUAUUUGUGAAUAAAAAGAUAAUUUUGGUCCUUCUAUUAUGAUUUAAUUUUUUAUAAUCGCAUGUUUCAUUAAAAUGUGUUGCCCUUUUAUUUUUGACAUAGCAAGAAAUUAUAUCAAGUUUUAUAAAUUUCUAAUUUUAAAUAAAUUACAUUAACUACUGAAUUCGAAAGUACCAAAUUUUAUUUUUACAAUUACGUUAAGAAAUAUUUUAGAAGAAGAAAAAUAGAAAGAAAAAAGAAUCAAAUAUUUGUUUAUGAAAUUGAAGGAUCAUCUGAUUUCAUUUUCAAGAUUAUAAAUAAAAAACUCAAAGCGAUAUAGAUAAUUUAUAUCUUUCUAAAGUUCAAGAAUUCAUAGUGCAAAAUCAAGCACCUCAAGAAAUGAAUUAGUGUUUUUUCAGGGUAUAGCCCACGAAGACUCUAAUAAAAGGUAAAUUACAAGAUUUGAAAGAAGUGAUUAUGAUAAUUGA
This is a messenger RNA of Paramecium octaurelia, 8665 nucleotides long. NCBI's taxonomy places the organism in Eukaryota, Ciliophora, Oligohymenophorea, Peniculida, Parameciidae. The record is from the annotation of a GenBank genome assembly.